Molecule: messenger RNA, 5747 nt
Organism: Melanotaenia boesemani (Boeseman's rainbowfish)
Lineage: Eukaryota; Metazoa; Chordata; Actinopteri; Atheriniformes; Melanotaeniidae
Product: clustered mitochondria protein homolog
Exons: 28
Coding region: 273-4478 (1401 amino acids)
Biological process (GO): intracellular distribution of mitochondria
Cellular component (GO): cytoplasm
Molecular function (GO): mRNA binding; protein binding
Source: RefSeq, a predicted model, not a curated record
GUUUGUGUGGAGCAAUAAGAGGGAGUGGCUUUUUUUUCUUACAAAGAGAGAAGAUAAGCCAAGUUAGCCUUGUAAAGAGGAGCAGGAGUCACAAUCCUGAACAGGCAGUCAUUCACUUUCACUCUGCUGGGCUCUCAGACAGCUCAGUUGUGCACAUUUCCAAUUCCUCUCUCCCUCUACGCUCCAACAGUCUGAGGCCAGACUUUGCAAGGAAGCAACUUCCAGCACAAAAAGUAAGACAGCCCAGGCAAAAACUUCUUUAACACAGAGCCAUGAAGGACAAAAUAAAGAGAGGAGGAGGAGGAGGAAGAAAUCCAGUCAAGACUGAUGUUAUCAGCAUGAAUGGUGCCAAUGAAGCUGUUGGUAUUAAGGGAGAUGAGGACACAUCAUUCCCUGUAAAGAUCCAGGGAGCAGGGUUAGAGCCAUUUGAACUGAAGGUUCAUGGAUUUUGGCUUGUUCAAGAUGCAAUAAUGACUCUGCUUUCGAGGAAUGAGGUGCGUCCACGCUCUAGCCUGUCCUUGUCACUAGCUGGUACAACUCUGGAUCCCCUUGCUGAACUGCAAAGCCUCAAGGGAGUUAAAGCAGGAGCCAUCAUUCGCCUGGUGGAAGAGCCUUACACCUCCCACUCGGCCAGAAUCCAUCUGGCUCGCAUUGUGGAGCUGCUGAGAGCAUCUGGGCCCCAGGAUGCACUGAGAGAAGGACGUUCACCAAGUGUAUUGGAGACACUCACACAUGGACAAAGUCCAGCAGACUCAACCUUUCCAAAUGGGAAGAGCCUGAAGCGGUCUACAAGCAACACAAAAGCAGAAUCCCCCUGCCAGGAUGGAGCUCCACCUGAGUACCUUCUUCCUGGUUCUUCAGAGCGACCACUCAUGCCCCUGCUGCCACACAGCUCCCAGCCAGUGGCCCCCAGUUACCUGAGGGACUUAUCUCUCAGCUUUUGGAACCCACCUCCAGGACACAGGAAGAUGCAGGGAGACUUCAUGUACAUCACAGUGUUGACAAUGGAGGGCCGACGAUAUGACAUCACAUCCUGCCCUAAAGGUUUCUUCCUCAAUAGGUCUACAGAAGAUGCUUUUGAUCCUCGUCCUGCACAGUCUUCCCCAGUUUGUCACUGUUUUACUGACCUGCUCUGUCACAUCAGCCCUGCUUUCAAACAAGCCUUUACUACACUCAAAAACAGACCUCAGCAACCACCAUUAGAGGUGAUGCCCACUCAUUACCAUACCCCAAGCUGGCUCGGACCUCCCUGUGCCUCUCGUACUCACAAGAACAACUUCUGUCGACUUGGAGUGGAUGAACAGGCAGCAACGCAGGUUCCAGACUGGAAUGAGGAGUUACAAGCAGCCAGAGAUCUUCCACAGGGAAGUCUGGAGGAGCGACUGCAGAGAGACAGAACACUGCUACAGGUGAACAGCGCAUUUGUAAGGACUGUCAUGCAGGGGGCAGAGACAGUUGUAGAUGGAUUUGUUGAACCAGUAAAUGGAAACCCAGAGGACCCAGCUUUCCUUUGGAGUGGCCUGUUCAUGAGCCAGGGGGCUAUGAGAGCAGUGUUUGGUGGUGAAAGAGGUCGCAGGGCUGCUCAGAGGCUGGAGCUUAAAUGUGUGCAAGCUUACAGUGAUUUAGAGGGCUUGCAGGAGCUGCACACUCUGCCUACAGCCAUUGUAGAUUACAGGGGAGUGCGCCUGUCAGCCCAGGGUCUGGCCCCUGGCUUGGAAAGCUCAGAGCAGGACCAGGAAGCUACUCCUGCCUCAAGGGGUUUGCUUUAUGGGGUGAAUGCAGGACACCAAGAGUCCUCCCAUCGCAGACAGUUGCUGGCACUCUUGGCUCAUGCAGCCAAAUCGCUUUCUCUCCAGAGACAUGUUGUUGUGGCACCCAAUGGUCACCAUGUACCACUGUUCACUUCCAUGGAUGCUCAGGGGCUUCUGGGGGCUGAUGGGAGAUUUUACUUACUGGAUGUGUUCAGGAGCUUCCCGGCCGAUGCCAAUUUCUGUCCGCCGGUGGAAAAAACAGAAAGUCGGACAGACACUGGUGAUGACGAAAGUAGCAGAAGCUGCAAUGAGGAUGAGGAGAAGAAGGGUAGUGAGACAGAUGGCUGGCCAGAGAACUAUCAUGCAACCUCUGGGCUUCCAAAGAGUUUUCCACAUGGCCUCUGUCGGCUGAGACCAGAGCUGGUGCAGGCUUUUGUCCAACACAAACAUUGCCAGUUCACUCAGUGUGUCAGAGAGAAGUUGGACAAAAAUGGAGGCUUUGAAGAAUGUGCAACAGCUUCUGAUUCUCGAUCCACUGAUGUAGUGCGAGCUGCAUGUAGAGACGUGGGCUCAGUUAGUGACAUCAUCUUUGAGAUGCGCUUUAACCCAAAUGUUUUCUCCCCAGGAGUAUCUUUUCCUCCUGGUGAAAGUACAUCAACAAAACUGCAAGAGAGGUUACUGAGGGAAGCUGCAGCUUUCAUCAUCACUCACCAGAUACCAGACUUUGUGAAGGGUUGUCUUCAAACCAAUGAGGCACCCAUGGAUGGAGCCUCUCUAAAACAGGCACUGCAUCAGAAAGGAAUUAACCUCCGGUACUUGGGACAUGUGUUCAAGGCCAUUACCAAGUCAGAACACAAGGAGCACUUGAGGCACAUAAAAAGAUCAGUCAUAGGAGAAAUUUUCAUCCGGUCAGCCAAAAGAGUGUUCAAUAGUUUCCUCCAGGGUGUGGAUGUCCCUUGUCUCUCUGCCGCUGUUAGUCACUUCCUCAGUUGCCUAUUGGUUCCCCACUUCACUCCCAUUCCAGUUGGGGAGGAUACUAAGAAAAAGUCAAGGCGACGCGGUCGCGGGGCGGGGGCCUCUGAGAACACACCCUGGAGCAUGCUCACAGGGACUGAGCUGUGGAAUCUGGUCUGCCAGGAUGCUAUUGAAACUUAUGACAUCUCUGACAGUCUCGGCUCUGGUCCCAACCACCUGGUGGAACACUAUGGCCUUCAGAAACUCUCACUGCUCAGAGAGUUCUGUUUGAAGACCGGAGUACAGUUGAGACUGAGAGACUACUUCCUCGACAACCAAAACAAAGCUCCCAUCAGUUCGGACGACAUCCUUAACAUCUUCCCUGUUGUUAAGCACAUUGACAUGCCAACUGUGGAUGCUUCAAAAGCAUAUCAAGCUGCACAGAACUCUAUUCAGAAGGGUCUGCUGGAUCAGGCCCAUGAGCACCUGAAGGAAGCAGUUUACCUCUUCGGUAGAGUGUGUGAUGACCUGCAUCCUGAGGCCUGUUAUUGCCACAGCCUGUUGGCAAAGGUGGCCUUCCUGCAGGGGAAGUCAGCUGAGGCUCGCAGCAUCCAGCUGAAAGCAGUGGUCAUCAGUGAGAGGGUGCUUGGCUUUGACCAUCCCGACACUAUUCAGCAAUACGCUCUCUUGGGUGUCUAUACGUAUGCUGGAGGGGAGAUAGCUUUGGCUCAGAAGUGUUUUCUCAGAGCUCGUCUGCUAAUGCUCACAGUCCACGGAGAAGAUCACCCAUUCACCGCGACACUGGAUAGCUGUUUGGGCCUGGUGCUGGCAGAAGAUCAGACAGGGCAGUUUCUAAAGAACGCCCUAAGACUUAACACUUCCUUCUUUGGCCCCACAGACCUGCAUACAGCUCUCAGUCAGCACCUGUUGGCCCAGUGGAUGUGCAGCAAGGGUGACUACAGAAGUGCUAUGACACAUGAGAAAGAGGCCCUCACUGCCUUCACUUCACUGUUUGGGGAGGAUCACCCACAGACAAACUGCAGCAAAGAGUUCUUGUCCACAGUAACCAAGCAGGCAGUGAAGGUGGAGCGCACUCUCAGACAGGCAGGAGCUGACAGCAACGAGCAAACUGUUGAGUGUCUGAACCCAACAUCUGACACCAUUCUGGAGCAGAUGGUUCUGGUUACAGGGAUCAGACGUCUUGCACAAAGUGACAGGUUCCAGGAAUAUAAACAGAAACACCUGGAACGAAAGGCCGCAGCAAGAAAGGAGCUGGGACUCAAACUACCUACAGAGCUCACCACUUCAGACUUUGUUAAUGGGGAAGAGAAAAGUUCUGAUAAUGCAACAGGAUGCGGGAAGGAAACUGAGGAUGGAGGAAACAAAGCAGUGGAGAGCAACAAUGUGAGCCAACAGGAGCAGCCAGUAGAAGGCACGUCUGUGGCCAGUGCUGCAAAAGCUUCAGCUAAUGGUCAUGUGGUGGAACCUGCUGAGCAAAGCAAACAUGAGGGAGAAACUGAUGUAGACAGCGACAGAGCAGCUUCAGAUGUUACAGUGAAGACAGCAAAUGAAGAUGAUGAGAUGAUAUCAGGCUCAGAAGAGAAAAAUGGUGAAAUAAAUGGCGAAGCAGACAUUAUUGCCAGCCCAUUAGCCCUUAAAAGUAAACUAACCUGGGCAGAUAUUGUCACUUCAAAACCAACCAUAGCCAAUGAGAAAGAAAGCAAAGCAGUAAAUGGAGUAGAUAAUGUUGCUGCCAAUGGGGCUGAUAAAUAGUGACAACAGAAGUGAUUGUGGACAAGUUUUCAAAAGUCAGUGUUGUAUGAUAAAAUUCUCCCAGGGUCAUACAUAGAUGUAAUGUGAUCCAAAGUAAAGAAAGACUGAAUAAAAAAAAGAGGAUGAGGAUAACUUUAUGCCAGAUCUGACAGAUGCUGUGAAGACCUAUUGUGUUGAGCCUAGUUUUUUUUUCCCCUUAACAACAAAUUUAUUACCUUUAUUGUAUUUCCCCUUCUUUUUAACUGCAACUUUGUAGUUGCCACUUACUUAGGGAACAAUAAAUAAGCAUAUAAGCAAGAUGUGUAAGAUUUUGAAUCUAUGUAGUCAAAAUUUAGAUUUAAUAAAACUGCCAGUCACAAAACAUGAAAUAAAAAAACAAAGUCACAUUUCUGUCAAAUAAAAUUAAUUUUCAGGUGUAUGACAUCAUCAGCAGUCACUUGUAAAAGAACAGCUAGAUAAUAUUUGAUUGUAGGGGCUGAUUUUACCCAAACAGAAACCAGAACUGUUUUAUUAAGAUUUCCACCAGCAUGUUAACAUCUGUACCAGAGGAACAAAUACCUCGGACAUUCCUGGAAGCUGCAGAGCCUUCCCACAUCCCCAUUUUGGCCUGUCGGAUCACAUCGUUGUUCAAACUGUGUUGUAUUAAUGGCUAAUGUCAUGAUGUCAUGUUUUGUUCUGUUUGGAUAAAAUAUCUCUGGUGUUAAGAUGUUUAAGUUCAAUCUGAAAGGUGUUAACACAAGAAUCAUCAUAAAAUGUAACAAUGAAGUUGUGGCCAGAAGAGCUGCUGAACAGGAAUGUAAAGAAACUCAAAGGAGACUUCUUUUUUUUCCUUUUUAACAAAACACACCAAGGUUUGUCACAUAUUCCAGCCUUUUAAGUGAAAAAGAAGCCGGAAUCUAUUUGUCAUACUGUAUUAAAAUAUUAUGCAUUUGGAAAACAAUCAUUUAGAAUGUUUUGAAAGGUAUGUCUUGUGCUAAACAAUACACUGUGUGAGGAACAUCUUAUAUAAAUGUGUUUUUAAUAAUCAGCCACUGUCAAAAGUGCCACCACAACUUUGACCUGUGGUUGGGUCUUAGCCCCAGGGCCUUUAACCCAUCUGUCCUUGCUAAGCAGGUAUUCAGCCUAGAUAACAUAAAUGGUGUUUUCUGAUAAGGAAGCCAUUUAUAAAAGUCUGCACCUCUCUUGGGACAGUCAUGGAAGUCCCCCAAAAUUUCCCAUUUGUUAAAGAUGUGUUUGUGUUCAAAUUAAACAUUAUGAUCUUUGUGUGUA